AUGUCUCUCCGUAAACGAAUAGACCCGUACCAGGCCCACAAACCGCAGGGCUCGCAACCAGACACAUCGCCGCCCCGGACGAACGCAUACUACGCGCCGCUCUCCGCUCAGCCGGCGUCCCAGGUGCCGCUGCAUCCGCCGCCAAUCGCGCCCAAAGGAACCAGCCGCAGAUCGGCCAGUCUGCUGAUCUUUUCGCUACGAAAACGUAGUUCGGUGGAUCCGACGACCAACGCUUCCGGCGACCCGAGUUUCAUGCCUGCCGCUGGCCCGGAUUCCGCGCUGGAUGUGCUUUCGCUAGACUCAAACACAACGCCGUCUCUCAGCUCCAGACGAGUGACCACAAGCCCUUAUGGCCCCUACGUGCCCGAAAAGAUGGGCGACGCAUCCAUGCUGGGCUCCGUGCACGGCUCGCGCGACCAGUUUUCCGUAAAUAGUUCUCCGUCUCGACGACUGUCGGCACAUCUGCUGCAGACAACAGUAUAUAAUCCGUACGAUACUAAAACAGCGCUCAAUGGCGACGAGCGGGUGGGCAGUGACCGCUCGGCACCGCCUCGCGCCUCGUCGUUUGCCGCAGCAUCCAGUGCGCUUUCCCGCAAGCUGACCACCAUUCUGUUGGCUUCCAGAAGCACUGCCACCUCGUUUGUGCCUAGUAUUACCGCACCGACAUCAUUCACCGCCAACUAUGCAUCCUCCGGAAUCAACAACGCGGACGACUCGGCGCCAAGCGCGCAGCGGCCCACCAAUCCGAUGGAAGUGGAGCGGAUGUUCCGCGAGUUGAUGGACCGCCGUGAUUUCCGCUCGCUCCCGCAGCAGGCGCGGCAGGAGAUGAUGAACUACGGCGUGGACAAGAAGUGGAUGUUGAUUUACCAGGACCAGUUGAGCGAGCGCAACAAGUUGGCCAAAAAGGCCCACGCUAGCCCCGAGCUAUACACCCGUAAACUCAUUUCCAAGCAGAUCACAUGCGAAGAGCUCGAGAAUCUAUGGGUGUCUCUUCGCACAGAGCCCAUUGACUGGGUGCGCGAGUUCAUUUUCGACUUCCAGGGUGAUGUGGCUCUCUCGCUGUACUUAAUCAAGGUCCACGACCAGAUCGGCGACCUGAACAUCGAGCACAUUCUGGACGACAUCUUCACAAAAGAGCUCAAUACGCUCAAGUGUCUUCGCUGUAUGAUGAACCAGAAGUUGGGCGCCGAGCGCGCCAAGGCCGAUGACGCCUUGUACGUCAAUGCUAUUUCCGGAGCGCUUUUGUCUCCGAGGUUAGCUACCCGCCGAAUUGCAACCGAAACCUUAACUUUUCUCAUAGUGUACUACUGUACCUCGGGCUCCAAUGAGCACAAGAGCAAGUACCAUCGUGUUCUCAAGGCUCUCGAUUCUUUAUCAACAAGACCAUAUUACGAGUUUGUCUCGAGUGCGGGCGCGCCGACAUCUAUGAAUCAAGCAACCCUAAAAAGAGUGUUUCCUUCUUCCAGUCUGAGUCAGAGGUUCCAACUUUGGCUAGGAAUUGUAGCCCGCACUUUGGGCGGCAGGGGAAAAUACCAUAAUUCACUUGUUGGAGCAAGCGAAGAACUCAAAUACGCCUCGUCGACCAAUAAUGCCAGUCAGGUCGAAAACCAGUUGUUUGAAUAUUGCUUGUCUACCAUGCUCCUAGUGAAUACCAUAGUGGAGUAUGGAAUCGAUUUUAGAGCUCGUAUCCACCUCCGGUCCCAGCUCAAAGGUGCUGGCAUCGAGUUGUUGAUGCAGAACUUUGAAGAAAUGGGGUUCGAGUCACUCUCAAAACAAUGUGCAAAAUACGCAGACAUGGCAGACGCCGAUGAGGUUGAGUUGAAAGCCGACGAGCUGAUCGAUGCCAACAUCGACUUCAACAACCCUGUUGAGCUUGUGAAUAGUCUUUGGAGCCUGGUGCAAAAUAGCGAGGCCGAGGGUGUCUUCAUUAGCACGAUCCAGCAUCUUUUUCUCAAUCAAAUGGAUAAGAAAGACGAUCCUGAGGAUCGGAUGCGAAGUCUUCGCCUUCUUGAUGGCUUGGUUCAAAAUGUUGCCAGUGCGCAUACCAACGAUGACUCUGCCAUUGGAAUUGCCAUGAAUCGUUUGUUCCAGGGCCUCACAACUGAUGACAUGUAUCGGAAGGCCUUGGCUGAGGUGAAGACCCAGAGAAAAAUUGCUGCAGAGGCCACUGCCGAGAGAGAUGAGAUGUCGCGCCAGCUUUCCUUAGGAUCCGAAGGGCUUAUUACCAGCUUGACGAACGAGGUCAGGGAGCAAGAAAUUGUCUUGAGACGUACUCGCAAAUUAAACGAAGAAAUGCAGGAUGAGCUCGAGGAAUUCAAAAGAAAGUAUCUCAUGGAGAAGCAAGAGCAAGAGAUGGAGAUGCGAGAACUUCUCAUCAUGCUCAACAGCGCCGACAUCAAGUCCAGAAGGCAAGAUGGAAAAACCACUUACUCUGUGCAGACAAGCAAUACAGAGUUGGUGUCGAAGCUUCAAAAUCAAAUCAACCGUAAGAAGAGAGAGGCUAGACUAGAUAACAAACAGCUUAGAAGUCUGAUUGAGCCUAGCAGCAGGUUGAGAGCUUUGAGGGAACAAAUGAACGACAUUGAGAACUUGGCGCGUGAGCUUGAGAUGACCGAUUUCGAGAACUACACUCAACCAGAAGCUACUGAAAUUCAUGUUGAAGCCGAUCAUAACCAAAUCGAAGAUUUGGCAGAAGAAAGCGAAGAAAGUGAGGACGAGUUGCCACCAGAGGAAGCGUCUCCAUCUCCACCACCUCCAGUUGUUAUGGGCCCCAGACGGGCAAUGCGUAACGAUGAUUUGGAGAAGCUCUCGAAGUUAAGACAACAAUUGUCCUCCUUGCAGAGUGAGUCCAACGAUAUCAUGAAGUUCAACAAUAGCAAGAUGUUUUCCAAACAGAAGUUUUUGGCAAUGGAUCGUUUGAAAGAGCUCGAGAAUAACUUCAAAGACUUCAAUAUUGACUUCGAUUACUCCGAACAGGAUGCUGCUCUUAUUGCACAGCUUGUUGAUGUAAACGUCAAGUCAAGACUUCAAGAAGAGUUGGGAGAGAUCGAGAAGCUCAAGGCAGACCUACACUCACAACUUAAUGCUCUUAACAAAACAAACGAACCAAAAACACCCAAAUCCAAACGCGCAUCAAUCAAUCCUACUACUCCAAACGUGGACUUGUUCAACAAAAUCGAGAGCAAAUACUCUCAAGGAAAGGUUCAGAUGGAAUCGAAACCAUUUAGUGAAACCAAGGAGGUUGAUUUCAGAAACAUGAAGACAGUCAGUGGCAUGGAUCCUAAGUUUUUAUCUGAAUUAACAUCUAAAGUCAAGAAGACAGAAGCCAUUGAUUCCACGCCCGAGAAUGACAACGAGGCAGAGAAUCUUCCAAUUGACGACCAACCAAAGACAACUCCUCUUGUUGAUAAGAAAGAGCCAGUUAAAGCCGGCCCACCACCUCCACCACCACCUCCACUUCCACCUCUAUUAGGAGGAUCAGAAGCACCACCGCCACCACCACCGCCACCACCAAUGCCACCAUUGUUGGGUGGACUGGGUUCUGCUCCUCCUCCACCACCUCUUCCACCCCUGUUGGGAGGAGGAGGACCACCUCCACCACCACCCCCUCCUCCAAUGUUUGGAGGUCUGAUGCCACCACCCCCACCACCGCUUCCCGGCAAUAAACUGGGAAGUGUCACUCCCGUCCACAUGCCAUCUCCUGUUCCAAAUCUAUUUGACCAGUAUCCCAGACCAAAGAAAAAGCUUAAGCAACUUCAUUGGGAGAAGAUGGACAGCAUGGAGAGCAACGCAAUGUCAUUCUGGAAAAACUCACAGCCUCAGACUAUUGUUACUCAACUUAUGGAAAGAGGAGUAUUGGACGAGAUCGAGGUCAUUUUUGCUGCUAAGGAAAUCAGAAACUUGGCCACAAAGAAGAAGGAAGAUGUCGAUAAGAUCACUUUCUUGCCUAGAGACAUUGCACAGCAAUUUGGUAUCAAUCUCCAUUUCUUUAAUCUGUUCUCUGACAAGGAAGUGGUGGACAAAAUCCUUCGUUGUGACAAGGACGUCUUAGAGAAUCCUACGGUGCUAGAGUUUUUGGCCAAGGAUGAAAUAGUCGAAGUACCCAAUAGCUUGGCUUUGAGUCUUCAGCCCUAUUCCACCGAUUACACCUCUGAAGAACUAGCAAAGCCCGAGAAGGAUCCAAGUGAAUUGCAGAGAUCUGACCGCCUUUACUUGGAAUUGAUAUACAAUUUACAGCAUUACUGGAAGUCCAGAAUCCGUGCGUUGAGAACGAUAGCCAAUUACGAGAAAGAUUAUGAUGAUCUUGUAUUCAAGUUGCGCGAGAUUGAUCAAUCUGUCCUCAAAAUCAAGGACUCUGAGAACUUGCGUCGUGUAUUUGAAAUCAUCCUUGCUGUUGGUAACUACAUGAAUGAUAGUUCGAAGCAAGCCAAGGGAUUCAAAUUGAAUUCUUUGCAGCGCUUGGGAUUUGUCAAAGAUGACAAAAACAGCAUGUCUUUCCUUCAUUAUGUUGAAAAGGUGAUCAGACUCAACUACCCCGAAUAUCUUGGUUUCCUUGAAGAGCUCGCCAGUUGCGUGCAAGCAGCCAAAUAUUCCAUCGAAGUUGUAUCCAAUGAUUGUCGUGACUACGCACAGGCGAUUAAGAAUGUACAGAGUCUGAUUGAUGUCGGAAACUUGAGUGAUGUUUCGAAAUUCCAUCCUCAGGAUCGGGUCCUCAAAGUGAUUAGCCCUACACUUCCAAAGGCAAAAAAGAAGGCAGAGCUCCUAAGUGACCAGGCUAAAUAUACGUUCAAAGAGUUGGAGAAGCUCAUGUCGUUCUUCGGAGAAGAUUACAACGACAUAUUUAUCAAGAAUCUGUUCCUCAGCAAAUUCACAAACUUCGCUGCUGAAUUCAAGAAGGCACAACGCGAGAACCUCAAGCGCGAAGAGGAAUUGAAGGUUUACGAGCAGAGGAAGAAGCUCCUCGAGAAUACUUCGAAGACAAACACCCCCAAGCUGGAUGUCAGUGAGUCUGAAACAGAUAACGUGAUGGACUCUCUUCUUGAGAAAUUGAAAGCAGCUGGACUGGACCGAGGCGAGCCUACAUCUGCUAGGAAGAGGAUUUUGAUGAAGAAGCAUCUCAUGCAGAAUUCUCGUCCAGCCGAAGAGGCGCCCGCUUCCGCCGAAGAGGAGUCACCACAAAUCGAAAAGAGUGACACCGCCACGAAUGAUGAUGUUGGUCUGCGUGCACGGUCAUUAUUGCAAGAGCUCCGGAAGACAAAUGAUGAAGACAGGCCCAGAACAGCGUCAGAGUUUCGCCAGGAGCGUCGGAGACGAGGCUUGAAGGAGGAAAAGAAACCAGAUACAGAGGUAGAAGACACUCCAAAAGGGCCAGCUGAUGGCAAGAUAGAACCAAUCACAGAAGAGGACAAGACAGAGUCAUUGAACGGGGAUUGA
This is a messenger RNA of Australozyma saopauloensis, 5433 nucleotides long. It is a transcript of the gene BNI1, whose product is annotated as formin. Gene Ontology annotation, cellular component: cellular bud neck; mating projection tip; cell division site. NCBI's taxonomy places the organism in Eukaryota, Fungi, Ascomycota, Pichiomycetes, Serinales, Metschnikowiaceae. Bases 1 to 5433 code for a protein of 1810 amino acids. Gene Ontology annotation, molecular function: small GTPase binding; actin binding. The record is from RefSeq and is a predicted model, not a curated record. Gene Ontology annotation, biological process: mitotic actomyosin contractile ring assembly; actin filament bundle assembly; barbed-end actin filament capping. The transcript has a single exon.